UCCGUGCAAUCCAUUUCGCGUAUAGUUAAAAUUGUCUCUCCGUGUUCUCAGUGUAUUUUGUCCAUCAAUCUAUCCGUGCAUAUAUCCUCCCAUCCCACGUCUGUGAAGUGAGACUGAAAAUGAGUGAAAAUGUGCUCUAAUACGCUGAAGAUUUUGUAUGUGCUGGUGUUGUGCUUGUUGCUACUGGAGCUGGAUGCAUCUUCAGAUGAACAAGAUGACCGGGCAGUGAUUACCAGGCAGGAGAACGGCAAUCUGCUACUAAAGGCAGCGCCAGAUCAGAAUGUGACUAUUCGACUAAUGGGCGAGGAUGCCACGGUGAUGGUGAACGAUGUGGAUGUGCUACCGCUUCUCCGGCGACGCCUGCAGGUGCUCACCGCCCGACAGGUGGCGGCUCGACGUGAGCCAUUGUCGCUGGACGUGCAGAAGGACCAGUUCCGCGCGGUACAACGUAGUCUCACUCGGCUGGAGCAGCGUUUCUUCAACAUGCGUAACAACACGCGGCGUGGUGGACUUAACCAGCGUGUCCUGCGCCGGCAGCUGCAGCGGAUAGAGCGUGUCUCGACUACUCUGGCGAGAAUACAAGUCUUUCUGGCCAAGGACGAGUGCCAGUCGAAUCCCUGCCAGAACGGAGGUACCUGCCACGACCUAUACAAGUCCUUCCAAUGUGAUUGUGUUGCUGGCUGGCAAGGCCCCACUUGCGAGGAAGAUGUGAACGAAUGCUUUGAUUUUUCCAACACCGAUCUGGCUGCCUGUAUGAACAAUGGCCGAUGCAUAAACACGCCUGGAAGUUUUAGUUGUGUUUGCCGCAAUGGAUACUCUGGCACCCACUGCCGACUGCGCCAGAAUAAAUGCCUGGCUGGCGAUUCGAGCGAGCUGUGCGGAGAACAUGGCACUUGCGUUCACUCUGUCAGCUCCACCGCAGGCUACGUGUGUGUCUGUGAUCAAGGCUGGACCUGGGCCGACACUAAUGCUACCACAGCCACGGCUAGUCCCUGCACCCGGGACGUGGAUGAGUGCGCGCCCAACGUGAAUCCCUGCCACAACGAGUGUAUCAAUCUGCCAGGCAGCUAUCGAUGUGGCUCCUGCCCGCCGGGCUACACCGGAGACGGUCGGUUCUGUCGCGACAUAGACGAGUGCACGGUGGCAAACGGCGGCUGCAGCCUGCAACCGCGUGUCACAUGCAUCAACACCGAGGGCUCCCAUCUGUGUGGCCGUUGCCCAGUGGGCUGGACCGGCGACGGACGCAGCUGCAUGACCACCGAGUCCAACUCCUGUGAUGGCGAACGAAUAUGCCAUGCCGAGGCGACAUGCGAGUAUAUCUCUGGCACUGUCGUCUGCACCUGUCCACUGGGCAGCUAUGGUCACGGCUACGGCGCGGACGGGUGCACAAAAGACCCCACCCGCGACACGUGCGACCAGCAUAUGUGCCAGAACAACGCCACCUGCGUCCACAUAGGACGCGGCAGCACAUGCAUUUGCCAGCCCGGAUACAAAGGAGUGUUGUGCAACGACACAGAUUCGGAUGGCUGCCACCCCAGUCCUUGUCUGAAUGGCGGCACCUGCCUCCUCCUGCCGGACAACCAGUACCGAUGCAACUGUCCCGCCGGCUACACUGGCACGCGUUGCUCCAACCAGCGCUUUUUCUGCGGCUCCACACUGCGAGGACCCACGGGCCAGCUGCAUUUUCCACCCAACACCGCUGACGGUAACUACCAGCCCGACGAGCGGUGUCCCUUCAUCAUUCGCACGCCUCCAGGCCAUGUGCUCAACGUGACCUUCACACAAUUCGAUCUGCAGGAGAGCAACGAUUGUUCCCACGAUUUCCUGCAGCUGCACGACGGCCCAUCGCUGGCCUACAGGCUCAUCGGUAGAUUCUGCGGCAGGCAACUGGCCAACAAAAGCAUCGUCUCCACCCAGGAGCAGGUUUUCUUCUGGUUCCGCUCCGACAAUGCUACGCAAGGGAGCGGCUUUCACCUCGCCUGGAGCUCCCUGCCCUUCUCCUGCGGCGACACGUUGGCCAACCUGACAUUGGGUCAUACGGGAAUACUGCGAUCUCCCGGUUAUCCGGGCAAGGCGCGUGCCGGGCUCGACUGUCGUUGGCAGCUGUCAGCCCCCUACGGCACUCGGCUGCUGUUGCGAUUCUACGACAUAACGCUGGGCAUGAGCAGAAGUUCGGAUGCCGCUCCCUGUGGCCAGGGACUGAACAGUAGCUACCUGACCGUAUACGACUCGGAUCGGGAAUUGCUGAAGAGCUGCGUGUCCUCACAGCCGGAACCGCUGUACAGCUCAUCCAACAGCCUGCAGAUUGACCUGCACACGGGUACGCAGCGCGUGGAUAGCUCCUUCCAGCUGCACUUCGAGGUGGUGGCCGGCCAGCCAGGCUGCGGCGGUAGCUACACGGAGUCGCAGGGCCGCAUCAGUGGCCACAUGAAUGCAGAGGUUUGCCUCUACCUAAUCGAGCAGCCAACUGGGACACAAAUCAAGCUGGAGUUCGAGCACAUUAAUCUGCUGCGGUCCGAGGACUGUGGACUGCAGAAGAUCGAAAUUUUCAACGGACGCACCGCUGAGUCACCACUGAUGCGACGCCUCUGCGGACAGCCCGAGGGCAGCGAAAUGGAGCCACUAAUCUCCAGCGGCAAUGCGGUUCUCGUGCGCUAUGAGUAUGCCCUGCUUGGGCUGAAGCUGAAGAAGAGCUUCGAGCUGAGCUACAGCAGAGUGUGCAGUGGCAAUUUCGGUGGCACGGAGGGCACCAUCAGAACGCCCAACUAUCCGCAGUUCUAUUUGGCUGAUAUGACCUGCACAUACAAGAUAGUUGGACCACUGGACACGCUCGUAGAGCUUACCAUCAAAGAUCUAUCGCUAGGCGCUGCCGACGCGAAUGCCACUGAUGAUGGAAAUCAAACCAAUUACUUGGACGUUUAUCUGUCGAAAGAUGAGAAGCGUCGCAUAUACAAGUCGGGUCGCAAUAUCGUGCUGAUGGCACACAGCAACCAGGCGACACUGGUUUUCCACGGAUCCAGCACUGGCCGUGGCUUGCUUGUGGACUACAGCUUUCCAGAUACGGGCUGCGGUGGCUAUCUGAGCCCAACAACCACGAAUCGCUUUAUGAAACGGGUGUCAAUGCCCUUCUGUCAGUGGAUAAUCGAUGCACCGGGCAGGAAACAAAUCUCCGUAAACCGCAUGCUGGUGUCCGGCCAAAUGUCCGUCUAUGAUAAUAGCACCAGUCCUGGGUUGCUUUUAAACAGCUAUGAAGGCGAUUUUGUGGAAUACUUUGAUGCAGAUCUACUGACAAUAUCGCUUAGGAAUGAACAACGCUAUCAAUUGGUGCUGAUCACGUACAAACAGGUGGAAAACGAUUGCAAUGUGCGUUCCAGCCAACGCGCUGGCAUCAUCAAAUCACCGAAUUGGCCGCGACCGUAUGGCGCAUCGCAGAACUGUGAGUGGAUCAUUCGUGCGCCGCUCGGGCAUCGCCUUGAGCUGGUUGUCUCGAACUUCAGUCUGGAGGUAAUGGGCACCUUGUGCACCAGCGACUAUCUGGAGAUCAGGAACGGGGACUCGGCCGAAUCGCCACUGAUUGGCAGAUACUGUGGCACACAGAUACCCCCACGAUUGCCCUCGUUUGGCAACGCGCUCUUCGUGAAAUUCAGCUCUGACAGCAGCGUGGAGGAGAGUGGAUUCCUGCUCAACUGGCAGCAGAUCGGCGAAGGAUGUGGCGGCAAACUCAAUUCGCACGUGGGAUCCAUACACUCGCCGCACUCGAUGGCAGGCAAUCGUGGCGCCCUGGCCUGUGACUGGCAGAUUAGCGUGGCCGAGGGAUCUCUCGUAGCGCUGCAGAUCGAGAGCCAAGACGAUAACCUCUGCAGCGGUCAGCUAACCAUUUUCGAUGGACCCACCACGAGCAGUCGUGCCCUAAAACUGCGCUGCAAUGAGACAGACAGAGACACCAGAAUUGUGCUCCACUCCAGCAGUAAUCGCGUGCUCGUGCGCUACAAUGUGGGCCACGACUCGCCCGAUGGCACCAGCUUUGUGCUGGACUAUGCCACGGACUGCAGGGUGCGGCUGGAUAAGCUCCAGGGGGCCAUUGAGUCGCCCAACUUCCCGGAGAACUAUCCGCCCGACAUGUCCUGCGAGUGGGACAUACGCGCCGGCGGUAAACGGAAUCACGUCCAUUUGGUCUUUUCGCAUCUCUCGGUGGAAGAAUACCAGCCCGGAAGCUGUGACUUUGACUAUGUGAUGCUCAAUGACAUGAAGGACGACCAGCUGCUGGAGGAACGGCGACUCUGCACCAACGAGGGCGUGGCUCCGCUCACCAGCAAGGGCAAUCGUCUGCUGCUCAAAUUCAGCAGCGACAGCACGUUGCAGGAGCGCGGCUUUCGAGCCGAAUACAAGCGCGUUGGCUGCGGCGAACAUCUCCAGGAAAUGGGCGGUACCUUUGCCUCGCCCAAUAUCCCAUUCAGCGUAGAUGUGGCCUGCGAUUGGGUCAUCAGUGCGCCGGAGGGCAAGCAAAUACGUUUGAUACUGCAGGAGCUGUAUAUCGAUCCGCCUCAGCGAGAGUGCCUGCAGGACUUGCUGACAGUCUCCACGCCGGGUAGCCAUGUGCUCUACCGCAGCUGCCAGUCGCAGACCUCCACGCAGACAUUCACCUCGCCGGGCAACGAGCUGCACGUGCGCUUCGAGAGCAGCCCAGCGGUCGCCAGGAAAUAUUUCAAGGCCACGUAUGCCCAGGUGCCAGCCAGCUGCGGCGGCUCUGUGCGUGCCAGCAGUGGGGUGAUUGCCUCACCCGGCUUCCACGAUGCCACCACAAUAGAGGAGGGCCUCAGCCCCCUCAACUACUCCUCGCAGGUGGAGUGUCUUUGGUUAGUGGAGGUACCGGAUAGCUAUGGCAUUCGGCUGCGCUUCGAGCAGUUCAACCUCUCCGAUUCGGCCAAUUGUUCGGACACCUUUGUGGAACUGACCAAGCUGGAUGCCGACAACUCCGAGCACUUCCUGGAGCGUGCCUGUGGCGACCAGCAGCUGCUGAUACGACUGGUCCACGGCCAGCGUAUGCGAGUGCAGUUCAGGGCUCAGGCGGGAACCUGGGGCCGGUUUGCCCUUCACUUUGAGCGUCAAUGCGGUGGCACGCUGUCGGCCGGCGAGGGCUAUCUGAGGUCGCGACUGGACGAGGACUGCAACUGGCUGGUGGUGGCGCCGGAGGGCACCAAGCUCAGCCUGAGCAUCAGCCAGCUGGAGUGUGCCGGCUGCCCGAAAACUUCAGCAGAGAACUGCACCUCACAGGAGGGACUGCAGCUGCUCAACGACGAUGAUCAGGUGGUGCUCUACAGCCUGUGCAGCGAGCAUCCAGCGAAUCUGGUGGUGCCCGCCAGCAAUGUCCGUGUGCUGGCCAAAGGCAUCGCUCUGGUGGCGCAGUUCACCAGCCUGGAGAACACUUGCGGCGGCAACAUCAGCUCCGCCCGCGGCAGCCUGAGCUCACCCAACUAUCCGGACAGCUAUCCGGCGAAUGUGGAGUGCCUGUGGCGCAUCAGCGUAAACCCAGGCAACUCCCUCUCGAUCACUUUCGACUCCCUGAACAUUGUGGCCUCCGAGCACUGCAACGAGGACUUUCUCGAGCUGCGUUCAGGCGUGGACGAACGUCUGCUGGGCCUCUACUGCGGCCGACAGAUGCCUGAGCAGCCGCUGGUGAUACGAUCGCAGCUGUGGCUCAAAUUCCGCAGCUUGCCCGGCAACAGCGCCGACGGUUUUAAGCUGCACUGGAGCUACGUGCACGACAAUGAAAUUUCGUCCGAGACCAAUGGAACGAUUGCAGCGCCGCCCAUAAGAGCAGUACGCGCAGAGGAGCAGCCGUUUAGUUGGCGCAUUUUUGUGGAGCGCGAAAUGGUUGUGGCCCUGGACUUCGAUGAGUACAUAUCGGGCCUGCAGCUCUUUGAUGGCUACGAUGACACUGCCCUGGAGGUGAGCACUCUAGCCUCGCCCUGGCAGUUCCUUUCCAGCAGCAAUGUCCUCUAUUUGCGGACACUCAACACGGACUUUAAUGCCUUUCUGUUGAAGUGGCACGUGGUCAGCAGUGUGCUCGUAAAGGGCAACAGAACCGUGACCAACGAUGAGUGCAACAAAGACUUUACGGUGUCUGGCAGUGCGCGCUUGAUGGUGAAUUCCCCGGGUUACCCGCGGGGCUAUGCGCCCAACCUGAAUUGCCAGUGGACCUUCAGGCCCGAGGAUCCCGCGCAGCAUGCCUACGCGGAUCUCUAUGAGGUCGAUCUGGAGGUGUAUCCCAAUUGCUUUGCCGACUACCUGAACAUCCAGAGCUCCAGCGACCUGAGCCACUGGACGAAUGAGCUGCGCAUCUGCAACGGCAGCAAGGGCGGGCCACUCAUCCAGCGCUUGCACGGAACUCCGCAUCUGAGGCUGCAGUUUAAGAGCGAUGUCUCCAUCAACGGACGCGGCUUCAGGGCCAUUGUCCGUGCGACAUGUGGCUCGAAUAUGACGGCACCCGUGGCCACCAUUUUAGACACGCAAAUGCGAGCCGGCCUGGCCAUGGGCAGCAGUUGCGAGUGGCACAUCGAGGUGCGACCGGGCCGUAAGAUAGAGAUCAACAUAGUCUAUGCUUUGGGCCCUACCGGCAACGUUACAUGCCCCGUGUACGGACUCAUCUACGAUGGCCUGGACGACAGAUCGCCCCUCCUGCAGGACGGCAAGUUCUGCAAUCAAAUGGGCCUGGACAGACUCACGUACCGCACCAGCGGCUCCCAUGCGUACAUCAAGUACGUGGUGCCGGAGCGAGCCGUCAAUCCGGGGCACAACUACUGGAAUCUCACGUACCGCGAGUACAGCGAGUGCGACGGCGAGAUCCCGCUGACCCGGCUGGCCAGCACUUACAGCAUUACGACGCCGGGCUAUCCCUAUCUGCCGCAUCCCCAUGCAGAGUGCACUUGGCUGGUGUUGGCGCCGCCGGGCGAGGUCAUUACUGCCACCUUCGACGACCGUUUAUUCGAUCUGAGUUUGCGCCAGUGCGGCAAGGAGUUCGUGGAGCUCUUCGAUGGCUCCACCACACUGGCGCGCCGACUCCUGCACACCUGCCAACGGCCCGCAAUGACGUUGCGCAGCUCAGGGAACAUUCUCCUGGUGCACUACCAGACGCAACUGGACGAGCCGCAUGCCGGCUUCCGGCUGAACGUAUCGCUGAGUGCCUGUGGCGGUCUGACCACAGCCUCCAUGGGCUUCGUCAGCUCCGUGGGCUAUCCGGCGCUGGGGAGCUACCCGAAGCCGGCUGUCUGCGAGUACAGCAUCAAACUGCCGCGUGGUGCGUACAUUCGGCUCAACGUCAGCGAUCUGCACCUGCCGUACAGCUCGCAGAAGGGACAGAACAACAGCGACCGACUGGAGUUCGUGGACCUGACGGAUGCUAGUGAUCAGCAGACACCUCUCUUGGUACUGGACGGCAGCGGAACCUACCCACUGGCCGUCACUCUCAACACCAACCAGUUGGGCAUCCGCUUCAAAGCGGUCAGCAAUGUGAACAGCUAUCGCGGCUUCAAGAUCUUCUACGAGCGCAUAACCGGCACGUGCUCACGCGACAUAAAUGCUGCCUCUGGGAACCUUGAGAUUCCGGCCAAUGUGCAGUCCAGCUGGCUGAGAGUCUGCCGCUGGAGAAUCACAGUGCCCAAGGGUCAGAGCGUGCGCCUCGAGUUCCUCAAUCUAGCCGACAUGCGUGUGAUUAUUCGCAAUGAAACAAGAAGGUGAGUGGAUCGGAUUACUGUGGAUUGAUAGUUGGUUUAUCCUUUCAUAUUUUACAGCUGGAUGAGGCGCGACAUACAGCCGCAGUUUUCCUUCUUCAACGAUUUAAGUCAGCUCUCGAAGAUCACCGAUUUCCGUAUUGAUGCGUACAAUGGGAGCGGCAUUAUCGAGUCCAGCGACAACUUUAUGCUGGUCAGCAUCAUCACCAGCCAACUGGAUCUGACCAGCAUACCGCUGCGUGCCAGGUUUAGCUCCAGCGCAGCCUCUCAAUGCCCGCCAGACAUUGGAGAUCAGUCGGCCGGCGAAUUGUCCGUCCAAAGCCUCAGCCAGCUGCCCGUCUACUAUUGCACCAUCAACUAUGCGGGCCUCAGUGGAUCCACGCUAACCUUCAAGGUGGAGGAGUACGCGUACUGGAGCCGUGCUGGUCCCUCGGUGGUGUUCAGGGACGAUGGCUUCCGCAAUGUCCACUACAUGUCCACGAAUGUCACCAAUAGCUACGUCUCAAUGGCUGCCCUGCCCGGACGCAUCAACCUGAACCAUGGCCAAAAUGUAAAACUGAGACGCUUUCGGGCCACCUAUCGACGCCACAAUUGUGGCGGUCAGCUGCAGGUGGCCGAGGGUCUGGCCAUAGAGUCACCGCAGAUGAUGGCCACCAUUGGUGAGGACUAUGGGCCGCUGGAGUGCGUGUGGAUGCUGGCUGGCAGCAGGGGCUAUGCGCUGGAGGGAAACCUUAGCCUCAGCGACAGCUGUGACCGCGAGUACAUUGUGAUCUAUGCGGGUCCCCGACCGGUGGGCCGCCUCUGCCGCGGCAUGACGAUGAACAGCACGCGGCUGGAUAAGGCGCAGUCCAAGGUGAUUUACCACACGGAACAGCACAGGCCGGGACGCAGUUGGUUCCGGCUGGAACCCAGGCGGAUAGCAGACCCAACGGCAGGAAGUGUGAUACGCGUCGACCAGCGGACCACAGCGCCCAUAACGAUCAACGGGACGGAGUACAAGAACAACAUGGAGCUCAUCUGGGAGUUUACCACCAAUGCGGGACUCUCGCUGUCGCUGCAGUUCCAGGGUCGCUUCUUCAUUGAAACGUCCCCGAACUGCACCAAUGACCGGCUGAGUGUGCAGCAGAGCCUCGACAGGCAGGAGACGCCGGCCGUUUGGUCCGAGGUGGCGAAUCUGUGCGGCCGACAGUUGCCGCUGCCGCUGCAUGUGGAGGCGUCUCGCAUGCGUGUGGUCUUCCGCACCAAUGGCAACAUCACCGGCGACGGCUUCAGCUUCACCGUCUCCCCCAGCUGCGACGUCACGCUGCGUGCCACCGCGGAGCCGCAGAUCCGUCGCAGUCCCAGCUGGCAGGCAUCGCGCAAUAUGAUGCUCAACUGCAGCUACGUGAUACUCACGGACAGCGAGGAGCAGCUGGUGGCCAGCGUGAAAAAUGUAGGGCGCCGCGCUUGGCCAGCAUUCGCUUGCCUCAGAUCCUUCUUUAUGGUCUACAAACCAGACUCGAGCUCCAAAUCGGGGGAAGUGGAGCAGGCGGAGAAGUUCUGCCCGGACUUUGAGGUCAACGGCUACAAGAGACUCCGCCUGCAGUACAUGUCGCCCACAGUGCGACAGUUUGAGCUGCAGUUCCAGCUGCUGGGCUGCGGCGUUAACUACAGCGCUCCCUUCUCCCUGCGCCCACCACAGCACGACGAAGAUGUGAGGUCUUAUGCCCACAAUAUGCACUGCGAAUGGCGCGUCACGGCGCCCCCACAGCACGCCAUCGUUCUGGUGUUUAAGUACUUUGAGCUGGAGGAGAGCCGUGACUGCCGAUACGACUACCUGGCGGUCUACAAGGGCGCCAGCUUGGUGCCGAACAUUGAACAGCGCGUGGCCCGUCUGUGCGGCAACUUGACCGCUCAGCCGCCCACCGUUAUGGUGGACAGCAACCAGGCGCUGAUUGUGUCCCACUCGGAUUCGUCAAACAGUUUCCGUGGCUUCCUGGCCGGCGUGCGCUUCACUCCGAACUGCAAUGAACGAAUCGCGCUGGACGAUGAUGUGCCGCGCAUGAGUCUCAUGCGUAACUACAGAGUGAAUGCCUCCGAGCAGCUGCUGUGCAUGUUCAAGGCCAGUGCGCCGCCUGGCCGUCGCCUGUCCGUGCUGCUGAGACAGUUGCAGCCUUCGUCUGCGUCGGAUCUGGGCUGCUACCUAGAGAUUAUUGACAGUGCCGCCGCACAGAGCCAAAGCCUCGGCAGGUACUAUGAUCUGGCCGGCAAUCCCACGAAGCUUUUCAGCUCCUAUUCAGAUCUCUCGAUCAAGCUGAGUGGCACUUCCGAUGAGGCGCGAAACGUGAGCUUUGAAUUGAUUCUGCAAAUGGAACGUACAAUCUGUGGAGAGACUGAAUAUGAGCUGCGCUCGAAUGAGAGCAUCAAACUGGCCAUACCAGGGGACAACAACACGAGGGACUAUGAGGGAAGCGUUCACUGUUCUUGGACGAUUCGAUCAGCGGAGGAGGCGGAAAUCGAGAUACGAUGGCUGAAUCUUAGGGAUGUCUCACAACUGACGGGUAAAUGCGUGGACUACCUACGUCUAUCCGAAUCGUGGUCACCGCAGUACUUCUGCGGGCAGCUUAACAAUACCUUCAAGAGAUUAACGUCGCCGGAGAGCUUGAAACUCGAACUAACAUUCCACAGCGAAGAGCUGACAGAAUUCACUGGGUUCGAGGUGCUAAUCAGGCAGAAUAAACGUUGUGGUCGCAACUACUCGGAGCUAAGCGGAGCCAUUGAAGACAGCUCUCUGACCAACUGCACCGUGGAUAUACGAGUGCCCGAGGGCCACAGUGUGACACUGAACCUGCUGUACGUGUUGUUCGAUUUGGACUCCAGUCUGAAGUACCUAAACAUAAGCGACCUGAAGACCAAUCAGACAGUCUUCCAAACGAACAGAUUCCUCGCGAAUCCAGCAGUCAGAUUCGCGGCGACCAAUCAGCUACGCAUUGCGAGCGCGGGCGUAGCUUCUCUGCGUUUGUUCUACUACUCCACCAGCAACAAUCUGUCCAACGGCUGCGGUGGCGACAUCUCUUUGGGUGGUGGCUACGGUAACUUGGCCAAUCCGCCCUACGACAAUCGAAACCAUUCGCUGUGCAUCUGGCGCAUAACAGUGCCAGCAGGCAGCACCCUGAGGAUCGCCUUCAUGGAUUUCAACAUGGGUUCGGAGACUAAUUGUAAGCUGGAUAAUAUAAAGUUCUACAAGGUUAUGCCAGAUGCAAGCGAGGGACUGGUGCAAACACUCUGUGGAUCCACCAUGCCCGAUGACUUUGACGUGAAUAGCAAUCGUGCUGUGGUCGUUGCAAAGAAGUCCCCAAAUUUCGAUGGACUUGGCUUCCAGUUCUCAUUCACCCUCAAACACUAAUUGAUGAGACAUUUUCGAAUUUAUUUAU
Messenger RNA from Drosophila subobscura, 11143 nucleotides. Its product is annotated as cubilin homolog. NCBI's taxonomy places the organism in Eukaryota, Metazoa, Arthropoda, Insecta, Diptera, Drosophilidae. Gene Ontology annotation, molecular function: calcium ion binding. The record is from RefSeq and is a predicted model, not a curated record.